Messenger RNA from Canis lupus familiaris (dog), 2392 nucleotides. RefSeq lists its product as uncharacterized. The record is from RefSeq and is a predicted model, not a curated record. The transcript has 10 exons. The coding region runs from base 193 to 1065 and encodes 290 amino acids. Lineage: Eukaryota; Metazoa; Chordata; Mammalia; Carnivora; Canidae.
AUGGUUGUGGUCGGUUUGCAGAUUCUGAGGGUUUGGAGGCACCAUUAGAUAACCUGGUCUAAGUCUGUCAGUGCUGAGCACGUGACCUCGAUCCGCUGAGAAUCGAGGACUUUCUUUCAUGGGAACCAACUCACGUCCUGUCUCGGACCCCUUCCUCAUCAGUAUUGUAACUUUUGGCAAGUCAUCAACACUAUGCACUGCGUUCUCAAUGACUAUGUUGUUCUGUUUUGCAUAUUGUCUCAUCAAAAGAAAGGAUCUGCUAUGGAAACAACACAACCAGAACCUAGCAGAAAACCUGGGGACACCUGCCCAGGAAUGCAGAUUAGACUAUUAAACAUCUGCUGCAGCUUACAAGUAGAACUAUCACUCGAACCAUCAAAAGGAUCUGCUGUGAACAUAACACAACCAGAACCCAGAGGACAACCUGGGGACACCUGCCCUGCAACACAAACAAAAAUUCUUCCCAUCUUCCGUUACAGAAAAGUUCAGCCAACGGAUCAGAGCCCAGAGGGAUCUGCUGUGAACAUAACACAACCAGAACCCAGCAGACAACCUGGGGACACCUGCCCUGCAACACGAACAAAAAUUUUUCCCAUCUUCCGUUACAGAAAAGUUCAGCCAACGGAUCAGAGCCCAGAGGGAGCUGUGGUGGAAACAAAUAAACAAAAAUUGAGUGGACAACCUGGAGACACCAGCCCUGAAAAACGGCUGAAAAUAUUCACAAUAUACCGCAGCAAGGAACUUGACUCAUCAUCAGAUAUCCGAGAGGGAUCUGCUGUGAAAAUAACACCACCAGAACGCAGCAGACAACCUGGGGACACCUGCCCUGCAACACGAACAAAAAUUUUUCCCAUCUUCCAUAAUGGAAAAGUUCAGCCAACGGAUCAGAGCCCAGAGGGCUCUUCUAACAACGAAUUGUCAACUGCUCUACCAAUGUCUAUUAAUGUCCUUGGAUCUGUUGUGGAAACAACACGAGAAACAUGUGGACAAGUUUUCGACACCUAUCCUGUAAAACAAUCGAAAUUAUUGAACAUCUUCUGUCGUAGAAAAUUUCAAGAACCAUAGGAGAUAUCAGAAGGAAACCAGAUGGAACAUCAUGUUUGAGACCAUGGUGCCCAAAGGAAGUGAAAGGAUACCUGGAGGAAGUUGUUUGUCCUGAAGGAUGUGUCUCUCCAGUCCAUUCAGGAUGGUGACUACAACAUUCCCCAGCCAAGCAGGAGACACCGUUGAUGAGGGAAAGUACCCCAUCACUGUCUUUAUAAGCAGCUUUGGUGUCGCCAAUGGUAAACAUCCUCUCAGAUAAGCUAAUGCAUGGCAAGAGGCAAGCACUCAGCACCCUUGCCACCAGGAAGAUUAUGUAUUUCAUCCCAAAUGGACGCUGUCUGAUGUUCAUCAGAAUUUGUGUGGAAAGCAACCGAGAAAGCAACAUUCGUUCCUCAAAGAUACUGAGCUCACCUUGACAGCAUUAACUUGCACUUCUCCUCUGAUGUUCUGGAAUACUCUCAUGAUGAAGAAAGCAAAAGAGAAAGUGUAAGGGGGAGAGCAGUAGAGGAAAAGGGAGAGAGAAUACUAAGCAGGCUCCAUCCUAAGCAUGGAGUCCAACCUAGGAUAAUCUGAUGACCUGAGGUAUGAACUCUGAGAUGAAACCAGGAGGCAGUCACAUACCUGAAUGAACCAAACCUGUGCCCCUGGAAUAAGUUUUCUUGAAUCAACUAAAGGAAUGAAUUUCCUGGUUACUUUCAAUCGACUCCUUUGCUGGUUGUAUUUUGGUUUUUCCUCAAGCGUGAAGUAGUUUGGUCCAGUUUUGUAUCUACAGAGAUCCAUAAACAUUUUUCACCUAAGGUUUUUGAUUGUAGACACUGGAAAACUCGUUACCAUAGAAAGAGCUGUGGACAUCUUGCUGUCAGAAGACCAAGUGGAAAUUUUGAAACUUGACACGCACUAUCCAGGAUGAAAAUUCACUGGAUAGGCUCAGCAAUCUGAUGAAGAAACAAAGUAGACAGUGGACGUGUAAACAGAACAAGAGAAAUCGUACUAUCAUGAGAGGAGUGCGAAAAGACUGAACAAAAAUUGAUAGGAACUUAAACAUGCAUGCCUAGGAUACAUCAAAAGUGCUAAGUUCCACAGCAUGGAGUUCCUGUAGGAAAGCAGUUGGUGGGGAUCCCUGGGUGGCGCAGCGGUUUAGCGCCUGCCUUUGGCCCAGGGCGCGAUCCUGGAGACCCGGGAUCGAAUCCCGCGUCGGGCUCCCGGUGCAUGGAGCCUGCUUCUCCCUCUGCCUAUGUCACUGCCUCUCUCUCUCUCUCUGUGUGUGACUAUCAUAAAUAAAUAAAAAAAAAAAAAACAGUUGGUGUAGAAGAAGGUAUGGGGGCAAAAUGGCUGAAAAUUUCACAAA